CGCAGCGGCAUGGUCCAGCUAUCGACGCCCGGUGCGGUCUUUGGCCUCCUCUGCGUCAUCAACUUGCUCAACUUCAUUGACCGCGGUAUCAUUCCCGGCGCGCCGAUCCAGUUCCAGGCGUUCAUCCAGCAGACGCACGGCGUCGCUCCGGACCACGUGAGCGUCUACCUCGGGCUCCUUGUCUCGGCCUUCAUUGCGUCCUACUCGGUCUUCAUCUGCAUCUUUGGCUACCUCUCGAUGCGCCACCGGCCGUUCACGCUCGCGGCCAUCGGUCUCGGUCUCUGGGUCCUCGCGCUCGUCGUAUGCGGCCUGGCUAAGACCGCUGGCAGUUUCUACCUCCUCCUCAUCGGGCGCCUCCUCAGCGGCGUCGGCGAGUCGUCCUUCCAUGCGACAACGCCGUCCUUCAUCGACGAGUUUGCGCCACCAGGCAAGCGGACGCUGUGGCUCGGCAUCUUUUACUCGGGCAUGUCGGCGGGCACCGCGCUAGGCUACUCGUACGGCUCGCUCCUGGCGCGCACGCUCGGGUGGGACGUCGCCUUCUACCUCAUUGCGCUCAUCAUGCUGCCGCUCGUCUACGCAUGCUACGCGAUGAUCCCGCCCGCGUUCAACGAGCCGUUCCACGAUGCGACGUCAAGAAGCGACGUCGACAGUAGGACGCUCUCCUUCUCGACGCCUCUCGACCGCCCGUCGGUCGUGCUGCUGGACACGCCGACCGUCACAGCGACGACCGAGGCGUGGGCGAUCAUGUCCGACUCGGUCUUUUUGACCGCGAGCUUGGGCCUCGCCGCGUACGCGUUUACGGUCGCGGGCCUCGGGGCCUUCGCGCCGUCGAUCAUGAUUGGGUACGGUCUCCUCCCCGAAGCGAUGGCCUCCACCGUCUUUGGGCUUGUCGCGAUUCUAAGUGGGCUCAUUGGGUCGCCGCUCGGCGGCUUCCUUCUCGACCGGUCGUGCGCCGGCCACGAUAACGACGACGCCUUCCGCGUGCUCGCCGCCGCCAAGCAGAUGGUCGUCAUGAUGGCGCUGGGCGUCGCGAGCCUCUUUGCGUCGCUCGCGACGAUGCACACGACGGGCGUCUUCUUUGUCUGCCUCGCGUUCGGGCUCCUCUGUCUCUUCUCGACGCAGGCCGCGACGACCGUCGUCAUUCUCUUGAACGUCGCGAAGGCCCGGCGCGGCUUCGCCAUGGGCCUCAACACGCUGCUGCUGCACCUCUUUGGCGACGUGCCGUCGCCGAUUUUGCUCGGGGCGCUCAAGGACGCGUGGGCGCCGCACUGCGGGAGCGUGGUCGCACCCGACGGCAGCCUUGCGCUGGACCCGCUCUGCUCGACCGACCGCGAUGGCCUCACCAAGACGCUUACGUUUGCAUACGCAUGGCUGCUCUUUGCCGUCGGCCUCUGGAGCGCAACCGCGCUUCUCGCCAAGCGGCGCGUGCGCCAUCGGGCCAAGACUGCGGACGCGCUGGAAGCGACGCCGCCGGCCUUAUCCUAAUUCUUAUUUAUCUCUGAUGCAACAUGAGUAGUUGACGUUGGUGUA
Messenger RNA from Saprolegnia diclina VS20, 1530 nucleotides. RefSeq lists its product as hypothetical. The transcript has a single exon. The record is from RefSeq and is a predicted model, not a curated record. Lineage: Eukaryota; Oomycota; Saprolegniomycetes; Saprolegniales; Saprolegniaceae. Gene Ontology annotation, molecular function: transmembrane transporter activity. Gene Ontology annotation, biological process: transmembrane transport. Bases 10 to 1485 code for a protein of 491 amino acids. Gene Ontology annotation, cellular component: membrane.